AUGUAUAACUCUUAUGCUCUUGGUGAAUGUGAUGCUUUUUCUUUGCCUUAUUUUGUUGGGCGUGUAGGCUUUCGGUCGAAGUUACUUUCUGUUAGUAAAUUGAAGGAUGGGAAGCCGCUUGGUCGAUGCGUUGUUAUGUUGGAUGCGCUUGAGCAAGCUGCUUCCUCUCCACUUUAUAAUGCUCUAACAUCUGUUUUGCAGAACAGCCGCUCCAACCCCCUCUCUGGGUUUCGUAACACAGUGGUCCGGGCUUCUUCGGAUUGGUUGGGUUUUUGGGCUGAGGUUCGGGAAGCUGCGGUAAUUUUUGAAUUGGAUUGGAAGAAGUUUGAUAGGGAACGGCCAGCUGAGGACAUUGACUUCUUCGUCGAUGCAGCUUCCUCGUUGAAAUUCUUAUACAUAUGA
Molecule: messenger RNA, 402 nt
Organism: Sphenostylis stenocarpa
Lineage: Eukaryota; Viridiplantae; Streptophyta; Magnoliopsida; Fabales; Fabaceae
Source: the annotation of a GenBank genome assembly